This is a messenger RNA of Trematosphaeria pertusa, 1358 nucleotides long. Its product is annotated as sterigmatocystin 8-O-methyltransferase precursor. Gene Ontology annotation, molecular function: O-methyltransferase activity. Lineage: Eukaryota; Fungi; Ascomycota; Dothideomycetes; Pleosporales; Trematosphaeriaceae. Bases 6 to 1283 code for a protein of 425 amino acids. The transcript has 4 exons. The record is from RefSeq and is a predicted model, not a curated record.
CGAAAAUGGCUUUGGAGACCAAGCCGCACCUUCUCCAACUGGCCCAAGAGAUUCAAGAGCUAACGGGGCGAUUAGUAGGACAUCUAUCCGAUGUGGGCAGCAAGGAGCCAGACUUUACCGCAGGUUCUACAGAGGUUCCUUCCGAUGCUGAGUACAACGCACUUCGCGAUCAGCUCAGUGAUGCCACUGCAGACCUUGCGCAGCUUGUGAAAGGACCGAAAACUCACCUACGCGAUUACUUUUCGAGCCAUCACGAGCUAGCAGCCUUUCAGGUUGCUUUCGAUUUUGACUUCUUCACGGCUUGUCCCAGAGAUGGAACUAUUAAAGUUGGUGAACUGGCGCAAAGGACUGGUCUGGACGAGGAGCUCAUCCAGCGCGUGAUGAGGCUCUUGUGCCUACAUCACAUCUUUGAAGAAGCUUCGGAAGGCUGCUAUACUCAUACGCAUGGCAGUAUCACUCUUGCAGAAAAUGAUGGCCUCAGGGCGGCUGCCGCCUACCAACUUGACGAGUAUUUCCAGGCAGCAUCGCACACGGCCCUUAGCUUAAGAGCGAACAUGUCGCGGUCACUCGAGGAGCCAAAAGUUUCUGCGUUCAAAAGUGCACAUGGCGCGUCACUUUUCGAGUUUUACGCGGAACACCCGGAACGAGCAGCUAGGUUUGCUCGUGCAAUGGCCGGUGUCAGUCAACUUAAUCACGACUUCAACCAACUCCGAAACGGAUAUCCAUGGGAGAGCCUAGGGACCAAAGUGGUUGUGGAUGUUGGUGGUGGGAGCGGACAUAUAAGUGUUGCAGUUGCAAAGACUUUGAGCGAUGUUCGAUUCGUUAUUCAGGAUGCAAAUGAAGGCAUGCUAAAGCAAGGCGAGAUGUCAACUCGGCAGGAUCUCAAGGGCCGGAUUACGUUCAUGAGACAUGACUUCUUCACGCCUCAGCCAAUAGUUGAAGAUGUGGGCGCAUACCUCUUACGCCAGAUCACGCAUAAUUGGGCGGACGAAGAGGUCGUCAACAUAUUCCAACAGCUUGCACAGGGGCUGGAAAAGUGCGAUCCUAGCACCCCGCUGUUGAUCAAUGAGUUGAUCAUUCCGGAACCAGGAUCUAGAAGCCGUUUUGAAGAACGAAUUGGAAGACAGAUGGACAUCAUGAUGCUAGUGGCGUUAGGAGCACGACAGAGAACUAGAGCACAGUUUGAAACACUCUUGACGAAGGCAGACCCGCGACUCAAGAUUACCAAGGUCCAAGGCGGGAUUCCAAUGGGUAUACUCGAAGUGCAUCUUACCAGGGGCUAGAGUCCUCGGCGACCCGCUGAGGACGGUAGGGUGCUCAAGAUAGCCAGCACUCUAGCAUAUUCUGUAUUUGAAUAG